This is a messenger RNA of Orbicella faveolata, 2815 nucleotides long. RefSeq lists its product as uncharacterized. Lineage: Eukaryota; Metazoa; Cnidaria; Anthozoa; Scleractinia; Merulinidae. The record is from RefSeq and is a predicted model, not a curated record. Gene Ontology annotation, molecular function: DNA-binding transcription factor activity, RNA polymerase II-specific. Gene Ontology annotation, cellular component: nucleus. Gene Ontology annotation, biological process: regulation of transcription by RNA polymerase II.
UUUGACAUCACGCUUGGUCAAUAAUAACCCACAUAUAUGCUAUAUAUGGUAAAUACCACUAAUUGAGGUAAAUUCUCAGAAAACGGCAUCGCUCUUCUUGGAAUUUUCGGAUAGAAACACCGAGGUAGUUGAGAAGUUCACGGAUCUAGGACAAAGCACUUCGUUCCACUACAUUUCGGCGGGAAGAAAUGAACUAGUUAAGCUUUCAAUAGAUACCCUUCUCUUGAUCGCUCUUCAUCUACAGAUCAUUUCCGGGUUAAAACUUGUAGGAUUGAUUAUACUGAGCUAUUUGGUCACGCAACGCAGUAAUUACUUGACAUGAUCUUGCAAAUUCUCGGAAAAGGAGAAUACAUUAAUUUAUAAGUAGUAGCCAAUAGCUUUGCAUUUGCAAGAAAACAACGAUGAUACUGAUAACAAUCAAUUAAGCGUUUUUGCAGCCAACAUUGGGAUGUUGCAGUCAGUCCUUUAAAAAUACUUCAACAUUUUGUAAAGUGACUAUUCUCCCUGAUAGAGGUCACCUAAAUUAAUCGUUGCAAAGGGAAAUCUUAAGUUGAUUAACGAUCCCGUGGAUAUCAGCAAUGAACAGAGCUGGUUACUGUUGGAGAUGUGAGGCACCCUGCACUCAAAGGUGUGCGCGUUGCCGCGUAGCCUUCUACUGUUCUAAGGUAUGUCAGAAACAAGACAAAUGGCGACAUGAACCCAACUGUGAUGACGCUGUGCUGAAGACGGAAUGUUCCAGCUGCGGUGUUGAACGAGAAGGAAUGAUGAAAUGUUCCAGCUGCCUGAAAGUUUAUUACUGCAACGUGGAAUGCCAGAGGAACCACUGGGCAAGACACAGGUCAUCGUGCCAUAAAACGUCGGAGGAAACAAUCAAACUAGUUGAACGAAUGAAGAAGUUCCUUGACAUGAAAGAGUUGAACACUGGCCUCUCGGCGACAUAUUACUGGGGUAAUACACCGGCUGUGGAUCUAAUCAACUUGUCGAUGAACGAAGGAGAGGAGUACUCCAGCCCGCUUGCUCUGUUGUUGUGUGGAGUCGGUGAUCCCAGGAAUGUUCUGUUGACCACUGCAUCUUUACCUGAUGCUUAUAAACAACAAGUAACGUUCGUGUUGAACGACAUCUGUCCUUGUACCCUGGCCAGAACAGUCUUGCUACUGUACAUGCUGUACAAAGGAGGGGCUGAUGUAACUCAUACAGUGAUUCGUGUUUGGUACUCGCUGUGUAUCUCCGAAGAAGACUUUUCUUCGCUCUUGUCAGCGCUUCAAGACCUCGUCACUACCGAACUGCAUACCCUCACUGAAGACGUAAUGGAGAUUUCUGCUGACCAGUGGAGCAACCUAAGGGACGUUUGGGUCACGUGGCUACGCUUGGCAAAGCGGAAGGGACCAUGGGUGGCGAACCUGAGACGAGAAGCGAUCUUACGUGAUUCAGGGAGAGAGAACGGAAUAGAAACCUACUUGCACGCCAUUCCCAAAGAACACAGGGUUUCGGCUCAACGAUUUUUCAACACGGGGAUCUUUCCGUCGACAGGAAAUGCUGAAGAGCUAAGCAAGCAAAACCCCACCUUAACAGGUCGUGGAUAUCACUGGCUUUCCAGUAUCUCUGAAUAUCAUUACAACAUACCAAUGGAUGUGUUGCCUUUCACCGGCUGGGAUUUCAGUGCCAUCAAGAAAAGUUGUCAUGUCGAUUCUCUACCAGAAAUGUACAGCAUCUACCUAUCUCAAAUCAUACACAAGGUAGUUGGAAAAAUGAAGAAAGAUCAGGUCAAAUUCCAGUUCAUUCUGGCUGACGUUCUAAAUAUCGAAACUUUUCUUCCUGCCAGUCUCAAAUACGACCGCAUCACCACCUCCAACCUGUGGGAUUACUGCCCUCUCACUGUUUUACUGACGCAAUUCAAAGGCUUCUUAAACGGUACCAAUCCUCACGCAGUCAUGCUGACCGAGACGGAUAACUGGGUUCGAAAUUUCAUGCCGGAAGUGGUGCAUGUUUUGCCGCAACUUUGGGGUAUCGAUGACCUCAUACGGAAAGCUUUACAUGACACGCAAAAUCCAGAACUUGCAAAUUCAUCUGGGAUGUCAGCUGUGGUGGAGUACUUUAACAUAACCAGUGAAUUUCUCAUGUUUCUGCGUGCUUCCUUGCUGACCUCAAGCACCGACAAAGACUUGACUUCCCUCAAAAGGAAAAAUAAAAUGCCUUCCGUAAAAUCUCUUGUUGGUUCACUGGGUCUGCAUCUCCGCGACUUCACUAGAAACCAGAACACUGUGUCUCCGUUUAAAUGGGCGUUGAACUGUCGUCGUGUCACCAUGUUGAGAGGCUUUGAGAGAACAUUGGAAUGGAAGCUCAGUCCUCUAGACAGCCAAGCUAAUAAGAGCGAUUACUAUGAAACAGUAUGAAACAAAGAACUGAUGAACAGCUCUGCUAUUCUUUUGUACUUUCGACUUUUCGAAAUUUUUAUGAUCAAUUACUCAUAAUCUGUAAUCAGGCGCUCUUUUUUCCGGAAGCACGGGAAAGGGCGAGGGAGAAAACAGAGCCCCCGAUGGCAGGUUAGUAGCAGUUCGGGAAUAAGGAUCAUUUAAAGCAAAUGCUCGUUGACGUACCCGAACAGUUUCCGAGUCUUGCUACCCCGGAGAAAUUUGAAAACGCACUUUUAUUUCUGCGGGUACGCCUACCGACCAUACAUGUCCGUUAUAUAAUACUUUUAAAUUGUGCUGAGGGAAUUUUCACCGUGUAUGAAUAAGGUUAUCAAUCGAUCAAUCAAUCAAUCAAUCAAUCAAUCAAUCAAUCAGCCAAUCAAUCAAUCAGUCAAUCAAUCAAU